GAUCAGGGGUAACGAGAGCUGCUGUUUCAUAGUCGAAGAAGAGAAAUGCUUAGUUUUCCUUCAACUUUUAACUUUCCCUGCAGGUACCGCGUUCACUGUUUGUUUGUUUUCCUCGGUAUUUACGCGUUUUACGACCUACAGUUUGUUGGUAGCUGUUAAAUACAUUUCCUCAUUCAUUUGUUGCCUAUUCGUUCUUGUGGACAGCACUUCCUUGUAGAAAAUCAUGGCUGGUUCUGAGGCUUCAGACGACCAGAAAUUCUCCUUAUCUGAGGUGCUCGACCCUUUUAAGUUGUGUCUGUCGGAAAAUAAAGAGGUCUACCUUGAACACUACGUCGCUGGCUGGCGUGGACUUGUGAAGUUUCUGAACAGCCUGGGAAGCGUCUUUGGCUUCAUUUCAAAGGACGCUGCCAACAAGGUCCACAUCCUGGUGAACUACCUGAACGGGGAGAACGCAUCUCAGUAUGUCACAGUGCAGUCGAUGGUAAAAUACGAGCUAGAGAAUGAACUCGUGGACCUAACCAAGAGAGGCAGCCAUCCAGAGUCCGGCUGCCGCACUCUGCUCAGGCUCCACCGUGCACUCAGGUGGCUGGAGCUCUUCCUGGAGCGUCUUCGCACCGGCUCCGAGGACAGCAAGACAUCUGCCAUGUGUGCAGAGAGCUACAAUGAGUCCCUUGCCCAACACCACCCAUGGGUGGUCCGUAAGGCUGCAGGUAUGGCUUUCUGCGUGCUCCCUGGGCGCCCUGCUUUCUUAGAAGUGAUGAAUGUUGGUCCACCAGAGCAGGUCGUGGCCAUGCUGGGUGAGGCCCUGCCUCUUAUCUCUGAGGUGUACCAGAUCACAGAGGAUCUUUACGCUCAACGUAACCUGCUGGACUUACCGUGAAGAGGAAGAAGUGCUACAACUGUCACCUCAUACUUCAUGCUGCUGAAGGGCUGUUUGAGGCAGCUGCUACUCCGGUUUGGUGAUUCACGAGUUGUGUUACAGCCAAGUGUAAUUUCACUAAACACUAAACUCAAGCUACUGCAAACCAGUUUUUUUCAUAUACAAUGUAGCAUGUUUGUCUUUGUCCUGAUAUAAUCCGCCUUUGAACAAUCUUUUAAAUUUAGUAUUUUGUUGUAAGUUAAUUUGAUUUUAGUUUAAGUAAAUGAAGGGAACUACAGUUGGCCUUAGAAGUAUUUGCUCACUGCUAAAAGCUGUGGUUUUCAUACUUUAUUAAGCAAACGGACAAGAAAAACAAGUUGAUAUUUUUGAUUUGGAAGUACAGUGUUUAAAACUAGGGAAAGCCACAAUGAAUUUAUUGAUAAAGUAGAAAACACAAAAUAAUUGGUUCUCAGAUUGAAGAAUUUGUUGAUUUUUCUUGGUUGUACAGAAGAAACAAUUUAAUAUUUGGAGGUUUUUGUCUGAAAAAUCAAGACCGUUGUCGAGAUGUUGGACAUUUUUCACAGUGUUUUUUGAAGCUUUAUAGACCAAACAGUAAAUUGAGAAAUUAACAAAUUGGUUAUUUGGUAUCUCUCUGACAUCAGUCGUUGUCUUUAUGUAUCAGAAGAAAUGCUUGUAAUAUUGUAAUGUGGUCAUAAGUCCCUUAGGUCAUUACUGACAGAUUUCUCAUACAGUAGUAUUUUAAAACAUUGACAUGUUUAUGCACCUGUUACACAGGUGUAGACCAUAUUACCAUUGGGACAUAUUAGCACAUAUUUUACAAAUUAUGAUGGUUUUACAGUAAAAAUGCAGCUGAAAGACAACCAACAAACUGCCACCUCAAUGGCGGCCUUAAUCAUUGACCAAAAAAAGUACAAAACUGUGCCAAUAUUUAUGGUGGAAGUAGAAAACAAACUAACAUUAGUAUUGUUAUGAAUCUUUAAAUUUAUGCAAAAGCACAAAGUCACCAAACCACACACAGUGAACUUUCUGUUGUUUUGUUGUUCUAUUAGUGAAUAUUUGUUUUUAGGGAACAAAAAAAAAUCUUAGUUGUGGACUCUACUGUAUAUGAUCUAUGUAUGUAUACAUGACCAAAUAUGCUAUGUUUUUUGCUGAUGUACAGGUUUUAGGGCAUUUAUUAAUUAAAAUCCUUAAAUGCACUGAUCAUGGGUAACACUAAAGGAAGUGAUGUUCUACAAGAACGUGCUGUACUUUAUAUUAUAUAUAAUAUAUAUUACUGGUAAUUCAGAUAUGUCAUAAACAUGGAAACUUAAUAAAAAACUGGGUUGAUGAUCAUCUGAAA
This is a messenger RNA of Stegastes partitus (bicolor damselfish), 2219 nucleotides long. RefSeq names its product ceramide-1-phosphate transfer protein (gene cptp). The coding region runs from base 224 to 880 and encodes 218 amino acids. Gene Ontology annotation, biological process: intermembrane lipid transfer; ceramide transport. The transcript has 2 exons. Lineage: Eukaryota; Metazoa; Chordata; Actinopteri; Pomacentridae. The record is from RefSeq and is a predicted model, not a curated record. Gene Ontology annotation, cellular component: cytoplasm; membrane; cytosol. Gene Ontology annotation, molecular function: ceramide 1-phosphate binding; ceramide 1-phosphate transfer activity.